AUGGAUCUGAAGCAACUUGAUGGCCCUCCGGCUUUCAGUCUUCGGUACUCGGAAAAUUGCAAACGGGUGUUAGAAAGAGAUCGAACUUACCCUGAAAUCAACGCGUGUGGAUGGAAACCACACUGUGAUCGGUUUGCUACUGCGAAGUCUGCCGAGAAUUAUGGCUUACUCAAGAAGAGCUCGUCUCUGUACCUGCGGGGUGUUCCUUUCUCCAGUACCAAGAAGUUUCUCCUCUCUGAUCAUGAUAAUCUGGCAACCCUGCUUCGAUCCGUCUCAAGGUUUCAAGGGGAGCAUAUGAUGCUGGUAGUUCCAACGUGGAACUGGAGGCCUAGAACAAGGAUGAGGAGACAGAGGAGGUUGAUGGUGAUGGUGCGGCAUUCUGAUAAUCAUUUGAAAAUGCUUGAACUUGGCGUUGCUUUUGGAUGCAUGCUUGGAUUGACAAACUCAGGUAAAAAGGGGGAGACUGAAAGAACCUGA
Arabis nemorensis is the source of this 477-nucleotide messenger RNA. The record is from the annotation of a GenBank genome assembly. NCBI's taxonomy places the organism in Eukaryota, Viridiplantae, Streptophyta, Magnoliopsida, Brassicales, Brassicaceae.